Octopus sinensis (East Asian common octopus) is the source of this 852-nucleotide messenger RNA. RefSeq names its product circumsporozoite protein-like. The annotation marks the transcript as partial. The record is from RefSeq and is a predicted model, not a curated record. The transcript is spliced from 3 exons. NCBI's taxonomy places the organism in Eukaryota, Metazoa, Mollusca, Cephalopoda, Octopoda, Octopodidae.
UGUCUUCAAGAAAAACCGGAAGGUCACAUCGGACAGUGUGGCCUGCGGUACCUUAUGUUUAGUGUGAAAACGGGGCAGGCUGGUCACGGUGGGAGUGUCUCUGAUCACAGCGCUGAUGGCAGUAUAGGUGGUAGUUUUGAUGGCAGUAUAGGCGGUAGUGUUGAUGGCAGUGUAGGCGGUAGUGUUGAUGGCAGUGUAGGCGGUAGUGUUGAUGGCAGUAUAGGUGGUGGUGUUGAUGGCAGUAUAGGCGGUAGUGUUGAUUGCAGUAUAGGCGGUAGUGUUGAUGGCAGUAUAGGUGGUGGUGUUGAUGGCAGUAUAGGCGGUAGUGUUGAUUGCAGUAUAGGCGGUAGUGUUGAUUGUAAUAUAGGCGGUAGUGUUGAUGGCAGUAUAGGCAGUAGUGUUGAUAACAGUGUAGGCGGUAGUGUUGUGAUGGCAUAUAGGCGGUAUGUUGAUUGCAGUAUAGGCGGUAGUGUUGAUGGCAGUAUAGGCGGUAGUGUUGAUUGCAGUAUAGGCGGUAGUAUCGAUGGCAGUAUAAGCGAUAGUGUUGAUGGCAGUAUAGGCGGUAGUAUCGAUGGCUGUAUAGGCGGUAGUGUUGAUGGCAGUGUAGGUGGUAGUGUUGAUGGCAGUAUAGGCAGUAGUGUUGCUGGCAGUAUAGGUUGUAGUGUUGAUGGCAGUAUAGGAGGUAGUGUUGAUGGCAGUAUAGGUGGUAGUGUUGCUGGCAGUGUAGGCGGUAGUGUUGAUGGCAGUAUAGGUGGUAGUGUUGAUGGCAGUAUAGGUGGUAGUGUUGAUGGCAGUAUAGGCUGUAGCAUUGAUGGUACUAAUGUUAUUGUCAUGGUGUUGAUAGCAGUAUAG